Molecule: messenger RNA, 5067 nt
Organism: Physella acuta
Lineage: Eukaryota; Metazoa; Mollusca; Gastropoda; Physidae
Product: condensin-2 complex subunit D3
Biological process (GO): mitotic chromosome condensation; meiotic chromosome condensation
Cellular component (GO): condensin complex; condensed chromosome, centromeric region
Molecular function (GO): histone binding
Source: RefSeq, a predicted model, not a curated record
AUGGCGGAUGGAAAUACUACAGUGGCAGUAUUCGAAAGCCUUCAACUUGACAGAUUCCCUACAGAAUGGGUACAAGCAUGUUGGGAUGAAGACUUUGCAGAUGUAGGCACACUACCACUUGAAGUUAAAAACCUUCUGGAUGAUGCAGGAUAUUUUGUUGAACAACUGGAGAGCACGCUGGAAGUUGUUGCAGCAUGGCUCAUGACCAAUAAUGAGAAUGAAAAUGGUGAAGGUCUUUGGAGUGUACUUGUUGAGGCUGAAGUAUCACACAAGAAAUUGGUUGCCCUUUUAGCACACCUUACCCAUAAUGCCAGUAAAGUUUCUAUUAGUUUUAAUGAAAGAGCAGCUGGUGUACUUGCAGCUUCAUUAUACCUCAAGUUAAUUGCACUUCCUGGAAGUGCUGCAUUUAAAAUUUAUAAUCCAGAACUUUUUCUACAAGCUUGUCGACUUCUUACCAAGUGGAGCAAAACAGACUGUAAUAGUAAAAGAAAAAGAAUAACAACACCAGUAAGAGCGAAUAAAAAAACCAAAGUUGGAAAGAAAGGCAAAAAGACAAAAAAGAAUUCUGGAACUUUUCCUGAAGAUGAGGAUGUGGCAGAUGAAGAAGACCAGGGAAAUGAAUCUGUUGAGCUGACCGCCUCUGAAUCACAAAGACUUGAUGAGUUCAUGCAGCAGCUAUUAAAGGAUGUCCUUUUGAUUUGUGAGAAGUAUUCACUCAGGCAGUCAGAAUCAACAGCUAUCCAGCUCCUUUCAGUGCUGGUAGAUCUCUCGCGAGUCUCUCCAGAGUCCACUAUUGAGGAAAUGGGGCAGUGGAAUAGUGCGAGAAGUAGUCCUGGAAUUUUAAUUUACAAAGCCAUGUACUUGCUGUGCCAGCCAUUCCAUGGACAUGUCACUGUUUUAAUAAAUGAGGUUUGUAAAUUGCUUUUGAACCAUGUGCUAAUGGUAGAGGAUGGAAAAAUAUUUACCAACUUGGCUCGUCCAGUGCUGACAAUGAGAAGAUGUGCUCUUCAUUUUAUUUUAUAUUUAGCAAAAGAGCUGGGUGAGCGGUGUGUUGCGCCUAUAAAAACAUUCCUUCAACACAUUUGUUUUAAAGUACCAGACCGCAGUGAAUAUAGAACAUAUGCAGCUGAGGCUGUUUUGGAACUACUAAGUUGCUUUUCUGAUUUAGAUUAUGCCAAAAUUUUAGAAUGGUUCAAAAGAUUGUCCAAAUAUAACAAGGUUUGCCAACGGAGCUUUGUUGUUGAGAUAAUGCUGGCCCUGCUUGAGCAGCCAGAGAGAAAACUGUCUUCUGAAGUUCCCAAUGAUCUUGCACAGUUUGCCACCCACAAAAGCAUGUUGUGUACUAUGCUAAGCAGGUGUUCUGAUUCAAAUGCUGGUGUCAGAUCAAGGGCGCUAGUUGGAUUCUCAGUGUGUAUAAACUCAAAGCAAAAGGAUGUUGUUAAUACCAUCAAAGAGGUGAUAACACCAGUAGCAACACAAGGCAGGCCUACGGCUAAACAUUUUAUGCCAACCCCGCAGUUUGCCCUCAGGACAGUAGCUUCUGAGAAUGAAAAUCUUGAAGAAACACCAGUGGGAACGACUGGGGAUAUUCAAGAGAAUUCCACUUUACCAAUUGAAAAAAAUAAGACUGCUGAUGUGAAUAGUAACACCCCAAAAAUGUCGUCAAAAUCAUUCUGUCAUAUUGAACUCACCCCUGGUUUCAACCCAUAUCUACCUGAUACAGAGGGUGUUAUCUCCAUGUUUCAUCGCAGAGCCUUUGACACCAAAGUUGUUGUUAGAAAAUGUGCGUUACAAGCUUUACAGAAGGUGAUUCAGUUGGAGGCUCCACUUUAUAGGGCAGAGGACCUAGCAGUUUUACAAGAAAGGUGUGCUGAUCCUGCUCUGUCUGUGAGGAAACAGGCUGUGCAAUCAGUGACGGAAUUACUGGAAGCAUUUCCACAGGAUAAGAACAUACAAAAAGCAUGGAUAUUUGGCCUCUUGCCACAAGUGAUGGACAGAGAGACCUCAGUCCAGGAGAAAUGUUUUGACCAUCUAGAAGAGUUGAUUCUAAAAAACUUGAGUGCUAGCAGGGACUCCGAUUCAGGCAUAGAAUGGGAGUUACUUAAUAUUAUUGCUGAUGAAACCUGUGAAAAAUUGAGGCGCUACUUGCAGAAAGCAUGUCAGUACUGGGCCAGGAAUAAAAAGUUAAACACUGCUGUGCUGAAAGCUGUUCAAAGCCACAUCAAUGGGGCAAAUGAUAGGGCUGCCUGGAUGUUCCUAGCCGAGAUUUCAAAAACUCCUGUAAACAUUAAACAUGAACUGGUAGUGAAUCAUUGGAAAAGUAUCAAGACUGUGCCAGAUGAAAGUGCGUGUACAACAUGGGUUAAUGUUCUCUCUGUGUUGGGCGCCAUAGCUAAGUCCAUACCCUCUGGGGUGGAGGAAAUACUUGAUGACCUGAAGAAAAAACUUUGCUCGUUUUCUUACCCUCCACCUUUGAUUGCUGGCAUGGUUAAUUGUGUCUCCAGGUUACACAACUGUUUAGACCCUGAAACAUCACAAAGAUCUAUCCAGGCCUGGGGUGGGGAGCUCAUGAAUGACUGUGAUAAAUAUCUGUCACAUGUUAUACUGCAAGCAGAGAAUAACUUAGAAAGUAUUGAUGAGGAAGAGAUGAUUCGAUACAUGUUCACGUUGGGUGAAGUGUGCCAGCGAUGUCCAACACAAAUGCCCAAGCGAGUAACUCUUCUUAUUCAAUCAGUAGUAGCUUCCCCUUGCAUUGGAGAGAUAGGCAGCAGUGGUGAUUACCACUCGGAACAACAAGCUGAGAACAACAACGAGGGCAGGAAACUUGACACCCCUGACAUGGACGUCCCAUCCUCCCAGGAACAAAGCAGCCAGCAUUCUCUGCCACAAUCCUCCCAGCCCAGCUCCCAGGGCACUGUUGCAUCAUCCCAACCCCUGUCCCAGUUUAGAGGCUCCAAGAUGUCUAGCAAGCUGAGAGCUCAUGCAUUUAUUACUUUGGGUAAAUUGUGUUUAGUGGAUGAGUCUUUAGCUAAAAAGACAGUGGCUGCUCUAGCAAGAGAACUAGAAAAGUCUGACAGUCCAGCCAUUAGAAAUAAUGUUGUCAUAGUUAUGGGGGAUCUUACCAUAAGGUACACCACUUUAGUAGACCGCUACAUGACCAAUAUUGCAGCUUGUUUAAAAGACCCAUCAGCUCUAGUCAGAAAAAAUACUCUUACUAUUCUCACGAGGCUUUUGCAGGAGGAAUAUGUCAAGUGGAAAGGUGUCCUGUUCUUUAGGUACAUCACAACACUACUGGAUGAGGUCAAAGAGAUAAAGAGCUUAGCUGAGUUUUGCUUGGAGCAUUUAUUGUUACAGAAACAUCCCAACAUGUUUUUUCACCCCUUUAUUGAGUGCAUUUUUCAUUUCAACAACUACCAAACUCACCCAGUAUACAAUCAGUUUUCACAAUCAGAUGGUGAAAAGCAAAAGUUUUCCUUGGCAGGUCCACAGAAUGCUAACCGUAGAAUGAGUCUAUAUUGUUUCAUGCUUGAACACAUGACUGAUGAGCAAAGGUUUAAAAUCACUGCUAAAACCAAUAAAGAAAUUUUGUCAGCCAUUGUUGAUAAAAUAAUUCCACUAGAUGCUGAUGGUGCUUCAUUAUUGGUUGAUGCUUUGGCUAUUUUAAGUAGUAAGGAAAUUAAACUGUCAACAAUGAGAGGCAGAAACACAGAUGAUGUUCCUGAAGAAGGGGCUGAUAUGGCUCAGAUAGUGACUGCCACAGCCAAAAAGGUUUUGAUAUCACAAGUUGUAAAACGGAAUGUCAUGGAAAACAUUGUGCCUGUGGUUAUUUCCCUAAAGCACAUGCUGGAGAAAAGCAGAUCUUCUCUUCUAAAAGACUUAAUGGGAUAUCUACGAGAACUGAUGAAGGAUUACAAAUCUGAAAUUAAAGACAUUUUGGCUGAUGAUAAACAGCUGGCUGAAGAAAUUGCAUUUGACUUGAGAAACUUUGAAAAUCGGCAAGCUGAAAGGGAAGCCUUAGCUCGGGCCACAACAGCAGCAGAUGGAAGAAGAACACCAAGACCCAACACUCCUGUGGUUAGCAGAACAAGUAGCACCAGCACCAGUCCCGUUGUGGUCUCAAACCGAGGCACCACAGCAGCAGUAAACGUUCUUAAAGAAAUCAAAAUCACGCAGGCACCCGCAGAUGUUCCAGAUGGUGGAUCAGGUAGAUCAAGUCCUGCCUCCUCCAAUCCAUCCUCCAGGCGGUCAUCAUUCUCUAUUGUGGAUGCCGCUAAGAAAGCUAUGACUCGGGUUGACCAGCUAAGACAAGCUGGUGGUCCUUUUUCACCUGUUAAACUGAACAAGAAUUCAUCCGUUUCCUGUCUCACAUCUUCACAUAAAAAAGGAAAACACAAAUCCAAUGUAUCUCCGAACUGUGAGAGCAAUGAGAAUACAUUGAUGUCCCCAGUGAGGGUACCAAGUCAAACUAGGGCCAUCAGCACACCCACAGACGCCAUGUACAACAUAACAUUUGGAGCUGAUGUGAACAUCACAAUGCUCCCUCCUUCUCCUAUACCAUCAGUGGCUAGUGCUCAAAAUGGAGGGAAGUUGUGCCUGUCUCCAACUGUCAAAGUUCAACGGAAAGGAAAGAAAAGCAUCAUUCAUAUGCCACAUCCUGAAGCCAAAGACCCAGAGCCUGUCAAGUGGAAUAUCAAGUCACCAUCAGCUGUCAAGCUUGAACCAGACGCAUCUUUCAGUGGUGAUGGUACACCCACCAGGAAGUCUUACGCCUCCGCCAGGGCUGGGAUCAGAAGAAGUGGGAGACUCAACUCUAAACAAUAAUUUAUAUUUUUCUGUUGUAUUUAUUACUACUUUUAAUGUAAAUUAUAUGCUGAUGUUAUGCUUUGAUGUAGAGUAAACCAGAUAUGUAAUUGUUAAAAAAAUAUUAGAGUAAUUAGUUUUUAGGACUAUUGGCCUUUUUUUUAGUGUCUAUUUUAGUGUAUUUUGUAAUUUUAAAAAAGCAAACUAAAUGCUGUAAUCACUUUUGUAAAUUGAAAUAUUUUUCUGUGUUCUGUACAAAGCAUCAAA